This is a messenger RNA of Truncatella angustata, 1151 nucleotides long. RefSeq names its product S-adenosyl-L-methionine-dependent methyltransferase. The record is from RefSeq and is a predicted model, not a curated record. The transcript has a single exon. Lineage: Eukaryota; Fungi; Ascomycota; Sordariomycetes; Amphisphaeriales; Sporocadaceae. Gene Ontology annotation, molecular function: S-adenosylmethionine-dependent methyltransferase activity. The coding region runs from base 179 to 1012 and encodes 277 amino acids.
AAGGUAUUGUAGCAUUCCCAUCCAAUCAAAUCUGGCCGGGGGCCGACUUCCCUUGCAUGAGGCAAACACCAUCAUGCAUCUAGCGAAACCGCCAUGUCGUCUUCAGGAUCUUGUGUUAACGCAUCUUUCUUAGCUACCUGCCAUUCACAUCACUCUGAAUCGCCUUCAACGACGCAACAUGUCCGCCCCGUUUUUUCCAAAGCAAGCUGUGAAGUUCGAUGGAGCUCUCGCCCAGGAGCUCCAAGGGAACGUGAGUGAGGGCAUUGCGCAGGAGCUCAUCAAGGUCGUGCCGCCGAUCAAAUCGGGCUUCGUCAUCCAUGAUAAUGGAUGCGGCUAUGGAUCCGUCACGGGCGAGAUCAUGAGUUCUGGCGUUCCCUCCGACAUUAAGAUUCACUCAACUGACAAGAACGCCAAUUAUCUGGCACAACUGCGUGCUACGCUCGCCAAGAACCCCUCCUGGCCCGUCGAGAUUGCCGAGGUCAACGCCAAUGACUUGACAUUCCCUGACAAUUAUUUCGACUUGUCCAUCACCGACUUUGUCCUCCUCGGCCUUGACGACGAAGUUGGGGCUGCCAAGCAUAUCUUACGCACUGUCAAGCCCGGCGGAACGGCAGCCAUUGCGGUCUGGAAAGACAAGCCCUGGCAAGCUGCUUUGAAAGAGGCGCAUCGCCGUACUCGAGGCGACGAUGCACCCUUACCCCCCUUCCUUGCCGUUAUCGACUAUGAUACGGAGCAGUUCAAGAGAAUUCUGAAGCAAGCUGGUUUUGAGAACACCAAGUUCGUGGAGAGGAGUGCGUGGCUGCACAUGGCGGAUCCCAAGCGCUGGGCGAGAAUCGCCUGGACCUUCCUUGCCACUCCUGUUGGAGGCUGGAAGCAGUCGGAUGAAGAUACGUGGGACCAAGCAAUCGAGAUAGCCGCUGAGGAGUUCCAGAAGGGCGAUUGGCAUGUCUACGAGGAUGGUGUUCACAAGAUCCGCAUGGUUGCAACGAUCGCUGUUACAGAGAAGCAGUGAGACCCAAUCCAAGCCCAGGCCAAAAGAGAUGUAUGGCCGGUUUUGCGAAUAAUCUAUGUCUUACAUUUAGUUAGGUGAUUUGUGUUGACCCAUGUCCCGGGUUUAUUGAGUAGCCAUUAAUAUGAGAUCCGUCCCAGCA